Messenger RNA from Sinocyclocheilus grahami, 3900 nucleotides. RefSeq names its product ubiquitin carboxyl-terminal hydrolase 28-like. The transcript has 24 exons. The record is from RefSeq and is a predicted model, not a curated record. Gene Ontology annotation, molecular function: protein binding; cysteine-type deubiquitinase activity. The coding region runs from base 91 to 3393 and encodes 1100 amino acids. NCBI's taxonomy places the organism in Eukaryota, Metazoa, Chordata, Actinopteri, Cypriniformes, Cyprinidae. Gene Ontology annotation, biological process: protein deubiquitination; DNA damage checkpoint signaling. Gene Ontology annotation, cellular component: cytosol; nucleus.
GUGUGUGUGUGAAGGGGGGCGUUUGGAGUAGGUCAAACUCUGGAGUCAGGGCAAAGCCUUGGAGAAAUAUUCUUUUAAAAAGUCAUUGCCAUGAGAGUUGAACAGGAUUUUGAACAUGGGGAAACGUCUGAAAACUCGAGCCAAAUGCUGCUUAACCAGCUCAGAGAAAUUACUGGCAUUCAGGAUCUGCAGGUUCUCCAGAGCGCCCUGAACGCUAGUCAAGGUGACAUCAGCCAUGCCAUUGGGCUACUGACCACCCAGCCCCCAGAAGAGGAGCACAUGCCCGAAGAACCAACUAAAGCCAAUAAUGAGAGGAACACCUCCAAUACACAGAACGGUGCUGCUAAAGAUGAUCUGCAGACCGCCAUUGAGCUUAGUCUUCAGGAGUCACAGCAGGCCGAAGUGGAGCAGAGAGAGCUGCACAGGGCUCUUGAGGUUAGUGCAGAAGAGAAUGCGGCCUGCGUGAAAAGAAAGAGGUGUGAGGGGUCUGGAGAGAGCUGCAGCCCUGCUGACUGGAUCCGACAAGAGGACUGUCCUGUGGGCAUCCGUAAUGUGGGAAAUACUUGCUGGUUCAGCGCUGUCAUUCAGUCUCUGUUCCAUCUGCCGGUGUUUCGUAGACUGGUCCUCAAUUACUGCCUGUCUGAGCGUGUGCUGGAGAAAUGCAAGAGUCAUUCAGAGAAAAGAAACAUUGCCUUCAUGCAGGAGUUGCGUUGCCUGUUUGCUCUGAUGGUGGGCUCAAACCGUAGGUUUGUAGACCCCUCUGCAGCAGUCGAGCUUCUCAGGGAUGCAUUUAGAACCAGUGAGGCACAACAGGAUGUCAGUGAAUUCACACACAAGUUGCUUGACUGGCUCGAGGAUGCAUUCCAGCUGGCUGCUAAUGGAAAUAACCCAGAGGAUAAACAAAACAACCCCAUGGUCCAGCUGUUUUAUGGCACAUUUGUGGCUGAGAGACUUCAUGAAGAAAAGAUUGUGUCCAACAUUGAGCAAUUUGGACAAUACCCUCUCCAAGUGAAUGGCUUCAAUAAUUUAGAUGAAUGUUUGGAGGGUGCCAUGGUUGAAGGAGAGAUUGAAUUGCUUCAUUCGGAUCAGACAAUGUCCUCUGGCCAAGAGAGGUGGUUUUCUAAGCUGCCACCAGUGUUGACAUUUGAGCUGUCCAGAUUUGAGUUCAAUCAGUCUUUAGGGCGACCAGAAAAAAUACACAAAAAACUGGAGUUUCCCCAAGUGGUCUAUAUGGACAGAUACCUCCACAAAAAUGUUGAUCAGACCCAUGGUAGGAGAGGAGAAGUCAAGAGACUCAAGGACCAGUUAACAGUUCUACAGCAGAAACUUGAGGGAUAUAAAAACUAUGGCUCAGGGCCAACCAAAUACCCCCUGGCAGACAUGUUGCAGUAUGUGCUGGAGUUUGCCACCACUAAACCCACAAACGUGUCUCCAGCCUCAGUACCUAUGAACCCUGAACACACAGAACCCAGCUCAAGUGACAGCAGUCAAACAGAACCAGACGAUGCAGGCUCAUCAGAUGGCUCGGGCUGCCCGCAGACAGCUACACAGAGAACUCCCAUACACAAGCCUUUUACUCAGUGCAGACCCCCCAUAGAGGUGCCACUGCAACCAGCCCCUCACAGCGUGACCGAGGAAGAGCUGUACUUCGUCAGGAGCUGCUUACAGCGCUGGAGAGCAGAAGUUGAGAACACCAUAAAUGAGCUGAAAGCCAGCAUUGACAAGGUCAGCCAGGCCCUGGAGGGCAUGUACUCAGAUAACAGUCUGUGUCAGGUGCCCUAUAGGCUGCACGCUGUGCUCGUCCAUGAAGGACAGGCCUCCGCUGGCCAUUACUGGGCGUACAUCUAUGAUCAUGCUAAUAAACGCUGGCUGAAGUACAACGAUGUAAUGGUGACAGAGUCAACCUGGGAGGAGCUGGUUCGAGACUCAUACGGUGGCAUGACCAACGCCAGCGCCUACUGCCUCAUGUACAUCAAUGACAAGCUGCCAUACCUCAUAGCAGAAGACACGGACAAUGAAACAGGGCAGGUUCUGAAAGGAAUGGACUCCCUCCCGUCUAUCUUGAGGCGUUAUGUUCGGGAGGAUAACCGCUGGUUCCAGCAGGAACUGAGAGAAUGGGAAGAGCAGUUCAGCCAAGCCCAACGUGAAGAAGUGCAAGUUCAAACACACACAGAGAAAGCCGCCCCAGAAGAGCCACAGAACCCAGAGCAGGAGCCAAACCCAGAACCAGUCCAAGAACAAACAAAUGAAGCGUCCCAAGAACCACCCACAGAUUCAACACCAGCACCUGCCCAGGACAGUGAAGAGCCCAUGGCCAAUUCAACAGCUCUCAACUCGAUAUCAUCAGAGCCCUGUGAGAAUGUGGAAGAGGAAGGUGAGGAGCGUAUCGCCAGCAGCCAGACACAUGGCCCGCCAGAUGAAGAGAAGCCAGAUCAGAGUCAGCCUGUGGUGGAGUCAGCCACUACAGACAGAUCUGAGUCAGAGGUGGAGGUGGAGGAGCAGGGCAUCAGUGAUGAGGGAGGACCAGAGGCAGAGCCGGAGGCCUCAUCCACAGAGGAGAACCAGGCCACGGCCACGAGCAGCCAGCCUGAGAAUGAUGUGUCUGAGAUCGAGAUACCCAAUGUAGGCAAGAUUCUGGUGCGCUCUGAUGCCGAUGGCUACAAUGAGGAGAUGAUGCUAACACCAGCUAUGCAGGGCGUCAUUUUUGCAAUUGCCAAGGCAAGACAGGUCUUUGACAAAGACGGACCUGAAGCAGGACUCAUCAAGGCGUUCCAUGAGGAAUAUUCCAGAUUGUAUGAGCUGUCCCAGGAAGAGACCACACCCCAGCAGGACCCUCGACUCCAGCAUGUUCUGAUCUACUUUUUCCAAAACCAGGCACCUAACCGUGUCAUUGAGAGGACAUUACUGGAGCAGUUUGCAGAUCGUAACCUGAGUUUUGAUGAUCGGGCUAUCAGUAUCAUGAGAGAGGCCAGAUCUAAAAUCCGUCUCAUUAAACCAGAAGACAUGGACAUGGCUGAAUACUUGGAGCUGAAUGAGAACGCAGCCACACUCUUUAAAAGUCAAGAUGAAAAUGACGUGGCAGAGGCGGUGACCAUCAUGAAUGAGUGCAUCAUCCCUUGCAUGCACCUCAUGGUCAGAGACAGCAUCAGCCAAGAGGACUUGGACGUCAUAGAGCUGAUCAGGAGUUGCUGGUGCUCCUACCUGGGGCAGGACAUGGAUGAUUCUGUUCAGGAAAAGCUCAGUGAAUUCCUGCCCAGAGUCCUGGACUGUUCUGCAGAAAUGGUGGUCCUGAAGGAGCCCCCCAAAGUGAGGAACUCUCCCCAUGAUCUGUGCAGCCGCCUGACUGCCGUCAUGGAGUCCAUUCACAGCACCUCAGUCGUCACUGUGAAGUGAGGCAAGGUUGAAAAAAAAAAACAAGGCACAGUCACAAGGUGAUCUAUCCUCUGCCUCAGGCUGAACUGGAUUUUAUUUGCGCUGCACAAUGAAGUUUUCUGUCACACUACGGUACACAUAUUCACUGUGUUCUGAAUUCCUUCAAAGGAGAUUGAUUGGCUGCUUUCGAUCUUUGUAGGUGUUUGAUCUCAGGAAAGAUCAAAUAGCUGACAUUUUGUAAAGCCAGGUUUGUGAGAGGGCAGUGAAGGCAGAGUGAAAGAUUUUACCCUGUUCUUCUUUUCACGUGAGCUGUAGACAGCGUCAAAAUAUAGUCUUUUAUAGAGAUUUGCUGGAGCCACUUUAUUUCAGUCUACACUUAGCUGAAGAUCUUCUGUGUAUUCUUUCUUUGUACAGUAAGGUUGUCUGAUUUUCCACUCCUUUGUUCUACCCCUCUUUUACCUUUCAAUAAAAAUUUGAUUUCUCACUUUGUCGCCCUGUCCUGUGAAUUCUCUUUUUUCUUUUGUAUUU